Rhodamnia argentea is the source of this 2175-nucleotide messenger RNA. RefSeq names its product alanine--glyoxylate aminotransferase 2 homolog 3, mitochondrial-like. Gene Ontology annotation, molecular function: pyridoxal phosphate binding; transaminase activity. Bases 367 to 1812 code for a protein of 481 amino acids. Gene Ontology annotation, cellular component: mitochondrion. NCBI's taxonomy places the organism in Eukaryota, Viridiplantae, Streptophyta, Magnoliopsida, Myrtales, Myrtaceae. The transcript has 9 exons. The record is from RefSeq and is a predicted model, not a curated record.
ACAGUUUUGGCUGAACAGAGAAGGCAAAUGAAGGACGUCACUGGCCUCUGAUGUGGAUCUUCUCUCUCUAUAUAUAUCGUCUUCUUCCCCCUUCUGUCCUCUAAAUCAGCACUCUCUCUCUCUCUCCUCGAUCGCCGUGUUUGUGUCCUCCUUAAGCCCAUUACACAUCCCCGUACCUCCAGCCAGGCCCCUGCAUUCCCGGAAUCUUUCCUCGAGGUUUCAUCUCGCAUUCUCUCUCCUCCUCCCGUGACCCCUAUAGAGAGAGAGAGAGAGAGAGAGAGACGUUACUGAGAGACACAGAGAAAACAGAGCGUUUCUUUCUGUUACAGGGGGAAGAAGAUCCGUCCAAGCGAAGGGGGGGAAAAGAUGAUGCGGGGAGGGAUUGCCAGAACCGCCAGAAGGGCAUUGUCGGGAUCUUCCUCCUCCCAACACCGUCGGUCCCGCUUCGUCUCUUUCUCCCAGGCCGCCCAGACGACGGAGCAGGAAAAUGAUCGCCCCAGAAUGCCCGCCUUCGCCUACUCUCCCCCGCCGUACGCCGGCCCCUCCUCGGCGGAGAUCAUCGCCAAGCGCCAGCAGUUCCUCAGCCCCUCCAUGUUCUACUUCUACAAACAACCCCUGAACGUGGUGGAAGGGAAGAUGCAGUACCUGUACGAUGAUAGCGGGAAGAGAUACCUGGACGGGUUCGGGGGGAUAGCCACCGUGUGCUGUGGCCACUGCCACCCCGACGUGGUGGCCGCCAUCGUCGACCAGACCCGCCGCCUCCAGCACUCCACCAUCCUCUAUCUGAACCCCGCCAUCGCCGACUUCGCCGAGGCCCUCGCCUCCAAGCUCCCCGGAGAUCUCAACGUGGUGUUCUUUACGAACUCGGGGACGGAGGCAAACGAGCUAGCGAUGAUGAUAGCGAGGCUGUACACCGGUUGCCACGACAUAAUAUCGCUAAGGAACGCAUAUCACGGGAACGCCGCCGGGACCAUGGGGGCUACGGCGCAGAGCAACUGGAAGUUCAACAUCGUACAGACUGGAGUUCACCAUGCCUUAAACCCAGAUCCAUACAGAGGUGUUUUUGGUUCAGAUGGAGAGAAGUACGCCAGAGAUGUCCAGGAACUCAUCGAGUUUGGCACUAGUGGCAAUGUGGCUGGUUUCAUCUCUGAAGCUAUACAGGGUGUGGGAGGCAUUAUUGAAUUGGCCCCAGGUUACUUGCCCGCUGUAUAUAGCAGCAUCAGGAAAGCCGGUGGCCUUUGUAUUGCUGAUGAAGUUCAAGCUGGAUACGCUCGCACAGGGAGUCACUUUUGGGGUUUCGAAUCCCACGGGGUUGUGCCGGACAUUGUUACAAUGGCAAAGGGCAUUGGAAAUGGCAUUCCUCUUGGAGCCGUGGUGACCACUUCCAAAAUCGCAGAGGUGCUGACCCGUCGCAGUUAUUUCAAUACCUUUGGUGGCAACCCGGUCUGCACGGCUGCUGGGCAUGCUGUGUUGAAAGUGAUCGAGAAAGAAAAUCUUCAGGAGAACGCACACGUCGUGGGGUCCCAUCUCAAAGACAGACUGACUUCGCUCAUGGACAAAUACGAAAUUAUUGGGGAUGUGAGGGGUCGGGGGUUGUUGCUUGGAGUUGAACUCGUUACUGAUCGCAAGUUGAAAACCCCUGCGAAAGCUGAAACUCUACAUGUGAUGGAACAAAUGAAAGAUCUGGGUCUAUUGAUCGGCAAAGGAGGGUACUAUGGAAACGUGUUCCGAAUCACGCCGCCUCUGUGCAUCACCAAAGAAGAUGCAGAUUUUCUGGUGGAUGUGAUGGAUUAUACGCUAUCGAAGAUGUAAAGUUCCCGAAAAUGUAAAUAUUUGCAUAAGCGUCUGUGUGGUCUGUCACAGAUGGAUCUUACUACUGCCGAUCAAUGUAUGCAUGCUUUUAGUUAUUCCUGCUUUUAUCGUACAUAGGGUGUGUGCAAGCUGACUAGCAGACAGCCGAUCAUAUGGUGAGUCAACAACUCGUUGUCUCUCCGGACCGAUAAGUAGAAUUAAGCUCUGAUGUUGUUUCUUUUCCCUGGAUUUCUUCCUGUUAGUAUCAUUUACAAAAUCUGCUUGUCUUGAUGUUUGUGUCGAAAGAACCUCCAGGAACUUUUUUAUAAUUUGCAAUCUGGUUUUGCUUUGUGGGCUAAAUCUUGCCGGUGUUGGUCAACUAAA